This is a messenger RNA of Alternaria atra, 1341 nucleotides long. RefSeq lists its product as uncharacterized. Bases 1 to 1341 code for a protein of 446 amino acids. NCBI's taxonomy places the organism in Eukaryota, Fungi, Ascomycota, Dothideomycetes, Pleosporales, Pleosporaceae. The record is from RefSeq and is a predicted model, not a curated record. The transcript has a single exon.
AUGCCAGCCCCAACGCCAUGCCCAAUACCCGAAGUCGACCGCGCACUGUCGUCAUAUAUAAACACUCGAGAAGACACACUAAGGAUCCGACGAACGCUUUCCAAGUAUCUUACGUCAAGCCUGAGGCCUGUUAACGCAGCAACUCAGAACCAGCAUCUGAAUCAUGAGUGUCCGCAGAACCUUUCCGCCGCCAAUACCAACCCUCCAGGCCUGAAGGAUGCUCGUCUAGAAUAUCUACAAGCUCUGCGGGCUAGGUCCCAAGCGCAAGCAAGACACCGGGAACUUCAGGCUUCAUUAGAAGAUCUACGCAACCGUUACGUAGACGAGAACCCGACACAGCCAGAAUCAGAAUACGAUGACGAGGCUACACGAGGCUACGUCGCUUUGGUACGGCAGCGCCGUCGCUAUGCAGAACUUCAAGUCGUCCAAGAGUCACUAGAUAAGCUCCUCACCGCAAAGCCUUCGACUGCUGCAGCUGAUCCGAGAGCUUCCAUCAAAAGUGCCAUCGGCGAGCAACCGGAUUUACCUGCCGAGAGGCUAGAGCAGCUAUCACAAGCCGAAGACGACCAGACAUGGGUCUUCAAGCUAAAUCAGGAAGUCCUCGAAGCGCGAACAGCUAUGGAGCGCGCCCAGGCCGCGAGGAAGAAAGCCCAGGAUGAGCUCCAGGGUGAGCCAAGCUUACAGGUGCAAGUUCAUGCGCUCGAGCGAGCAAGAGACGAGCUUGUUGACUGGGUGCAAGGAGAGCUGGCCAAGAUGGAAGAAGAUAGCGUCUUCCUCGAGGACGCUUCGCCCGUCAAGCGCCCAGUGAACGUCGCAGUACCUGUCGACCUUGCGUCAGCAGAAACGCAAAUCCGAGAGUCGUACAACAAGUACAUCGAAGCUCGUGCAAGCCUGCUCGAAGCUCACGCAAGCCUCCAGCAACCACUGGAUGUUCGGGCUAACGAUCGAAAUGGCGGUCAAACCACUCCCUCUGAAGAGAGCAAAACUACGACAACGAAGCCUACUCGACCGGUUACUAAGCUCCUACCUUACCUUCCACAUCUCCUUCAGAUAGCCAACAAUGAGCGAUCUUUGCUCCAGCAGUCUGUACACCUCCAAAACCAGAUUGCAUCCGCAGACCAAGAUAUCGAAGAAGCGCUUCUCCGACUCUCUGGUGAAAGCCAUCUCUUGCCCGCUGGCUCCAAGGACGUAGCGGCAUGGGGAAAGACGGCCAGAGAAGCAGAGGCGGCUACCGAGGCAUUCGUGAAAGAGCGCCUACAAGCUAGCCGGCAGGAAGUGGGAAGCGUGAGCACGAUUGUCGAACUUUGCUCGUUGCAGAGUCAGGUUUUGGAAUCAGCGUAG